This is a messenger RNA of Rodentolepis nana, 2838 nucleotides long. NCBI's taxonomy places the organism in Eukaryota, Metazoa, Platyhelminthes, Cestoda, Cyclophyllidea, Hymenolepididae. The record is from the annotation of a GenBank genome assembly.
AUGAAUGACUUUAUUUUUUAUUUCAAUGCAGUUUCCUUAUGGAUUGGUGGACUUGUGACUGCAACCAGCAAUGGACAAGAUGGACUUCAACUUGGCUGUGACCCACGCUAUCUCUACACUCCUUCCACGCUGUCAGCUUCUUCCUCAUCACGCUCCCAUUCAUUGAAUGCCUCCAGAUCCGGUGUAGAAGUGCAGAAUCUUGGGAUUGGCACCUGUGCCCUAUACACUGGGGUCUCCAUGCAAUACACCCCGAUUGAUGCCUGUGAAAGCGCUGAAGAAGGUGCCUGUCUUUCGGGAUUCAGCGCUGCUCUUGAAUCAGGAGACGAACCCGGAGAAGCAUUUACCGUGAUCGGAAUGCCAGGAUCCUACCUCACUGAAGGCAAUGUGUUCUUCGGUCACUACAAAGGUCGGGAAGUCUUGAAGGAGCUCCGACUGAAAAGCUCGCCUCAGGAUCUGAAACAUAAAGGCUUCAAUUUGGGCUACUCAGUGGGCCUAUACAAGCAUCCUCAACGGUCUAAUUUGGGUUCAUCUUCAAAUCAAUUCACUAUUCUUGCUUCGAGUCCUAUGUGGAUGGAUAAUGACUAUCGUGGUGUCGUCAUGCUCCUUUCAGAAGCAUUGAAUCUGGAUUCUAUUCGAUACAUUAAGGAUAAUUGGGGUCAUAUCGGCAGUUUCUUCGGGUACAGUAUUGCAGCUGCUGACCUAAAUGGAGAUGGUAGUCCAGAGAUCAUAGUUGGAUCACCCUACUACUCAGAAAAUCGGCGGUUCACGAAAGUUCAGAGAUCUGCUGACACUGCACCUGGAAUGCAGGGCGAUCAGCCCAUGUAUUCAGAUGAGAGUGAUGCUUCAGAAAGUCGUUAUCGUACUAUAAACCCCGACAUAGGUCGAGUGUACAUUUUCUAUGGAAAACCACGUGGAGUGGUGGGCGCUGGAUACAUGGAGAGUGAAGGCGAGAUGAAUUCAAGAGAUAAGAACGAAUACAUGCAAGAACCACCAGUAAUUUUACGCGGUCCAAGAAAAGCUGGUGGCCGUUUCGGACACGUUGUUCUUCUGGCUGGUGAUUUGGACGGCGAUGGAAUCGAUGAUAUUGCCAUUUCCUGUCCGUUCUGCCAAGAUUCUCGAAAGUCGAUCGACAAGGGAGCCGUCUAUGUAUAUCUUGGCCGCAAAGGUGCAAAAAUCAAGGAUGAACCCGACCAGAUAAUCUAUCCUGCAGAUUUGCCGGCAAAGGGCGCCUUUGCAUGUGAAAGUUCUUUUGAUAAUGACCAGCCAAAAAAACGGCCAUUCUCUGCUUUCGGUUGGAGUAUGGCUUCAAAGUCAGAUGUGGAUGGAAACCUUUCACCUGAUUUGAUUGUAGGAGACUAUGAAAGCGAGCAGGUUGUAACACUUCGGUCACGAAACCUUGUUUGGCUGGAGAGGCCGGCAUGGAAAUUGCCCGGUGGACCAACUUUAGACUGGACUGGCCCACAAAAUACUCCUUGUGACCAAUCUAUGUGUAAAUAUCGUAUUGGUCUUGAACUUAACAUCCACGUCAGAGAAAUAUUCUUCUCUUCAAAACGUGCACCUACUCUGAAAUUCCGCUACCGAAUAGACUUGGAUAGUCGCAUCAAACACGAAACCACAAAGCGUCUUCAUUCCACGGAGACAGGAAGAGCAGUUAUGGAAGAUACUAUGGAAAUUGAGCUCUCAAGUUUGAGGGGCCACCUCAAGGGCUCAAGAACCUUCCAACUUUUCGAACUGACUGUCACGCCAAGAUGGUUUCAAACGAAGAAGCAAUUAUGGAAACCCAUUGUUGUCAACACGAGUAUUGAACUUAUGCCAGAUUCUGCCGACUUCUUGGUAGCUGGUGGAGUUCAAAUACCCGGAUGGGGUCUACAUCCGCUGAAAGGAGAUAAAGUCUUCCUUAGUCAACCGAUGUAUUUCUCUAAUCCCGACUGUGGUUACGACGAUAUUUGUGUGCCAGAUUUAAAUGUUGAAGUUUACGAUACCUCCGAGGGCUUUGGUUUCGGUAAGGAGGGACCAUCUACAAUCUAUUUCAAAGAGAGGGUCAGUGAACGCAACUUCACAGUAGCUGUUCGGAAUUUGGGUGAAAAUGCCUAUGACACAAAAAUUCGAGUCCACAUUCCAGCGCACUUCGCUUAUAUACCAGAUAAGAAUUACGCGUGCAAAAUUGAAUCUGAUCCCACGGAACUGGAACAAGUAAAUGAGAGUGGUAUCGCAGGUGACAAAGACAUUAACUCUUCAAAAAUUCCCAUGACCACAGUGGUGUGCAGUCUUCCAAAUCCCUUCAUUUCCACGAGUCCUCGAUGGGAAAAGCUUCGAUUUCAACUUGGAACUUCCGGUGUUUUCCAACCUCCUCCUGGCUCUCCAGUCAAGAGCAAUGAUUCCUCAACCGCUGUCUGGGUACCUCCAGAAAGUCUGGAAAUUGUUGCUGAGGUAACAAGUGACAAUGAGAAUAUGCGCGAUCGAAAAGUUACCGCCAAGUUCUCCUAUUCCCUUAAACUAUUUGCUGAUAUCAAACUUUCUUCAUCCUCUACGGGUCACACGGUAUUUGAUCGGCGAAAUUUCUCAUCCCAAUUUACUGAGCGUCAACGUGUCCAUCCUGAGAGUAUUGGACCGGAAUUUGAACAGAUCUUCCUCGUGUCGAAUUUGGGACCAUCGCCAAUGGAGAACAUUUGGGUCAAUUUGAGUGUUCCACUACAAACGGAGACUGGAGACUUUCUGGUUUAUCUACUGGAUCUCAUUCGUACCCACAAUACAGGUGGUGGACCACCCUUGCAAAUUCCAGUCACACCUGAUGUAUGUUUCAUUGGUUGUGGACUGAUUAUUUGUGUUCAUAUCUGA